Molecule: messenger RNA, 1092 nt
Organism: Talaromyces rugulosus
Lineage: Eukaryota; Fungi; Ascomycota; Eurotiomycetes; Eurotiales; Trichocomaceae
Exons: 5
Coding region: 1-1092 (363 amino acids)
Molecular function (GO): oxidoreductase activity, acting on the CH-OH group of donors, NAD or NADP as acceptor
Source: RefSeq, a predicted model, not a curated record
AUGGCAUCCCAAGGCAAUGGUCAGCAUGUUUUACUCACGGGCGCAAAUGGCUUCGUUGCCUCGCAUAUACUAGCGAUAUUGCUUGAACGUGGAUUCGCUGUCACUGCCACUGUGCGAUCCCAGACCAAGGCCGACGAUAUCAUCCAGACGCAUCCUUCAUGGAAGGGCAAGAUCAACUUUGUCAUUGUGUCUGAUUUCACCUCCCAGCAUCCAUUCGAUGAAUUAUUCGAAAACACAAAAAACUCUGCAGUACCCUUGACCUAUGUUAUCCACACGGCGUCGCCUUUGAAGUUCAAUGUCAAGGACAUCCAGAAGGAGAUGAUCGAACCUGCCGUUAUGGGAACAACGGAGAUCCUCAAGAGUGCUCACAGACAUGGUGGGGCGACUCUGAAACGAUUUGUUCUGCUAGGUAGUGCUGUCUCCGUCCUCGACUCCUUCGAGGACAUCACCCGUGAGGGACGCCCUUACACUGAAAAUGAUUGGAAUCCAGUGACUGUUCAGCAAGCCAUCAAUCGGAAAGACACUGUGCUUGGGUACAACGUAUCCAAAACGCAAGGUGAACAAACAGCAUGGGAGUUCAUGAAGACUCACAGACCAAAAUUCGAUCUAACGGUAAUCAACCCGGACAUCAUCACGGGUCCCAUGAUCCAUCCCAUUUCGGGAUCGGGCUCAAUUAACGAGACUAACCACUUCGCAAUCGCGAGUUUCAUCGAUGGUACCCAUAAGACAGUUGAAGACGUGCGAUUCCCGUUUUAUCACUUUGUCGAUGUCCGCGACGUCGCGCAGAGCCAUGUCGAUGCGUUGACUAACCCUGCUGCAGGGAGUCAACGGAUUCUGCUCAUAUCCGGGCUAAUAACUCCGCAGCUAGUCGUGAAUAUCAUUCGAAGGCAUUUUCCCGCUCUAGAGGAUCGCGUUCCGGAAGGGAAUCCUUCGCAGAUCCUGCCGGACGGGAUACACCCGACAGGCUGGGAUAUGAGGGUUAGCCUGGACAUUCUGUCCAAGGGAAGGAAAGAGGGCUCAUGGAAGUAUAUUGAGCUAGAGCAGAGUGUCACCGAUACAGUGCAGUCGAUGAUUGAUCGGAAUGUUUUGUAG